ACCAUAAACAAUAUUGUGAAAGAAAUUUCUUCGUCUACGAUUGUUGAAUCUUCACCUAUCAACAGAGUUACGCUCUUGAGCGAGCAAUUAAAAUUUUUAUUUAACCUGAUGCACUAUGAUCCAAAAAUUGUGCGUGAAGGGAAAGGGAAAGGUCAGGAACCUCCGUCAAAAUUUGAAAAAUUACUCCCGGUAAUUAUUAAUAUUAUCACAGAAAUACCUCCACCAUCACCACUUCCACUAGGUCCACCACAUUCUCACGCGAUUCACGCACUUUUGAACUUUCCUGUCGCCCCUUACAAAUCAAUCUGGUUCCCCCCAGAGCAAAAAACUCAACAAUAUGCUCUUUUGGAUAAAUUUCUUGAAACUUUAAAAAUAAUGAUAUUUAUUGCCGUCAAAGGAGAUCCUGAUGCUAAUAUUGAAAAUGGUCAAAAGAAAUACGGUGUUAAUUUUGAUGAAGUUAUUCCACCACUUGUGGUAUUGAUACGAAAAUUAGCAGAAGAAGACGAAUUGGCAAGAACUAUUACAAGAAAUAGAUUAUUACCUGAUAAUGUGGAUCGAUCUAAACCGUUAGAAAAAGGUGACAGUUUAUCCGCACGUUUAAUUCGAUUAAUGACUUCGGUAAUGCUGCCAAAUUUAAAAGAUGGCAUAAGUGAGUUGUUAUAUGUGAUAUGUGAUCAAGAUG
Messenger RNA from Racocetra persica, 682 nucleotides. The record is from the annotation of a GenBank genome assembly. Lineage: Eukaryota; Fungi; Glomeromycota; Glomeromycetes; Diversisporales; Gigasporaceae.